This is a messenger RNA of Erinaceus europaeus (western European hedgehog), 4006 nucleotides long. RefSeq names its product EMAP like 1 (gene EML1). The record is from RefSeq and is a predicted model, not a curated record. Bases 56 to 2554 code for a protein of 832 amino acids. Gene Ontology annotation, cellular component: mitotic spindle. Lineage: Eukaryota; Metazoa; Chordata; Mammalia; Eulipotyphla; Erinaceidae. Gene Ontology annotation, biological process: microtubule cytoskeleton organization. Gene Ontology annotation, molecular function: microtubule binding. The transcript has 23 exons.
GGCGGGCGGCGGGCGGGGGCAGCGGCCGGGGGACGGGCGCGGCCCGGCGGCCAGCAUGGAGGACGGCUUCCCCAGCCUCGGCAGCCUGUACGACACGGCGUCGCUGCUGCAGUUCUGCAACGAUGACAGCGCCUCGGCGGCCAGCAGCAUGGAGGUGGCGGACCGAGUGGCCGCCCUGGAGCAGCGCGUGCAGAUGCAAGAAGACGACAUCCAGCUGCUCAAGUCGGCGCUGGCGGACGUGGUGCGGAGGCUGAACGCGGCCGAGGAGCAGCAGGCCGUGCUCAGCCGCAAGGGUCCGACCAGAGCGAGACCCCUGGUGCAGACCUUGCCUCUGAGAAGCACCGUCAACAAUGGCACCGUCCUACCGAAGAAGCCCAGCGGCUCCCUGCCGUCCCCGUCCGGGGCCAAAGCAGCUGUGCCCACGGCCACCAAGAGCAUCAGGAGAACCAGCUCCUCAGAGCGUGUGUCGCCCGGCAGCCGGAGGGAGAACUCGGGGGACUCCAGGGGACCCCGCAACCGUACGGGCUCCACCAGCAGCUCGUCCAGCGGCAAGAAGAACAACGACAGCAAACCCAAGGAACCUGUGUUCAGUGCAGCCCUUCUGUCUCUGUCUCCGAAAUGUCCAGGAAAGCGUCGGGUGAUACACUGCAAAGAGGAAGGUUAUGUGAAGAUGUUUCUCCGCGGGCGCCCGGUCACCAUGUAUAUGCCCAGAGACCACGUGGACUCCUACAGCCUGGAGGCCAGAGCAGAACUACCGGCCAAGAGGCUCAAACUGGAGUGGGUCUAUGGGUACCGGGGCAGAGACUGCCGGAACAAUCUGUACCUGCUGCCCACGGGGGAGACGGUGUACUUCAUCGCCUCGGUGGUGGUCCUGUUCAACGUGGAGGAGCAGCUGCAGCGACACUACACGGGCCACAACGACGACGUCAAGUGCCUGGCAGUUCACCCUGACAGGAUCACCAUAGCAACGGGACAAGUGGCGGGCACAUCCAAGGAUGGGAAACAACUGCCCCCCCACGUGCGCAUCUGGGACUCAGUGACACUGAACACGCUGCACGUCAUCGGGACUGGGUUCUUUGACCGUGCUGUCACCUGCAUUGCUUUCUCUAAGUCUAAUGGAGGGGGCAGCCUGUGCUCCGUGGAUGACUCCAAUGACCACGUGCUGUCAGUGUGGGACUGGCAGAAGGAAGAGAGGCUGGCCGAUGUCAAGUGUUCCAAUGAGGCCGUGUUUGCAGCGGACUUCCACCCCACGGACACCAACAUCAUUGUCACCUGCGGGAAGUCACACCUGUACUUCUGGACGCUGGAGGGGAGUUGUCUGGUCAAGAAACAGGGCUUGUUCGAGAAGCAAGAAAAGCCAAAGUUUGUCCUCUGCGUGACUUUCUCUGAAAACGGCGACACCAUCACUGGGGACUCGAGUGGCAACAUCCUGGUGUGGGGCAAAGGUACAAACCGGAUAAGCCAUGCUGUGCAGGGGGCGCACGAGGGCGGCAUCUUUGCACUUUGUAUGCUGAGGGACGGGACACUGGUGUCCGGAGGGGGGAAGGACCGGAAGCUCAUCUCCUGGAAUGGAAACUACCAGAAGCUUCACAAGACCGAGAUUCCAGAACAGUUUGGUCCCAUACGGACAGUGGCCGAGGGGAAAGGUGACAUAAUCCUGAUAGGGACAACUAGGAACUUCGUCCUCCAGGGGACUCUAUCGGGGGACUUUGCCCCCAUUACCCAGGGUCACACCGACGAGCUGUGGGGCCUGGCCGUCCACGCCUCGAGACCUCAGUUCCUGACCUGUGGGCACGACAGGCAUGCCACCCUGUGGGAUGCCGCGGGCCACAGACCCAUCUGGGACAGGGUCAUAGAGGACCCAGCUCAGUCUUCUGGUUUUCACCCUUCAGGGUCUGUGGUCGCAGUUGGAACACUGACUGGGAGGUGGUUCGUGUUUGACACGGAAACCAAGGACUUGGUGACAGUACACACGGACGGGAAUGAGCAGCUGUCGGUGAUACGCUACUCGCCAGAUGGAAGCUUCCUGGCCAUCGGUUCCCAUGACAACUGCAUCUACAUCUAUGCGGUCAGUGAGGAAGGCAGGAAGUACUCUCGGGUCGGCAAGUGCUCGGGUCAUUCCAGCUUCAUCUCCCACCUGGACUGGUCGGCGAACUCGCAGUUCCUCAUGUCCAACUCUGGAGACUACGAGAUCCUGUACUGGGUCCCCUCUGCUUGUAAGCAAGUGGUGAGUGUGGAGACCACGAGAGACAUUGAAUGGGCCACGUACACCUGUACUCUGGGAUUCCAAGUGUUUGGAGUGUGGUCAGAAGGCUCAGAUGGGACCGACAUCAACGCCGUCUGCCGGGCCCAUGAGAAGAAACUGCUCUCCACCGGCGACGACUUUGGCAAAGUGCACCUCUUCUCCUACCCCUGUUCCCACUUCCGGGCCCCCAGCCACGUGUAUAGCGGGCACAGCAGCCAUGUCACCAACGUGGACUUCCUCUGUGACGACAGCCACCUCAUCUCCACGGGCGGCAAGGACGCCAGCAUCAUGCAGUGGCGAGUCAUCUAGCAGGGGCUGGAGCCGGGAGCAGGCCCUCACCCCAUGGGGACCUCCACCUUGCCGCGAAGCUCAAACCUCAGGAAAAGUGCCCGCCAGCCCCCUGCUGCCCGGGGAUAGCGGGCAGGUCACGCCCGAGGGGAGACCACGCCGAGGCUGGCACGAGCGUGGCGUCGGCAGAAGUGACAGCUGUGUCCCGGCAGCCUGUCCGUGGACUUACCUGUGAACUCUGCAAACUGGCCACUGAUGCCUUUACCACCCUGUACAUACGCUCCCUGUUGCCUGUUCCCCAUCCCUGCUGAGUCCGGGGUCCCGUGGGGGUCCCCGCAGUAGAGGGCUUGCCCGAAAUGGGUCAGUGCGAGGAUGGGUUGAGGGGAGAGUGAUUAUCCGGCUCACACAGCCCAGGGGCUGCUGAUGAGGGGGUCCCAUUCGCCCUGUACUCCAAACUCACUUCAGCACCUCCGCAGUGUAGAUGGGCUCUGUGGAGUCUUGACAGGCUGUCUGGCCCCUGGACCCCAUCACACAUCCAAGUGUCCCCCCCCGCCCCCCCGUAUAUGAAUUGUCAUAACAGGCAUGGACCCCUCUGAGGGUGUUGGAGCCACUCAAACACUGUACCUUUUUAUGCCGGUGACCUUGUACAUGUAUUUGAAGACCAAGUCUGAAAGGUCUCCCUGAAGUGUUUGUACCAAGGACCUGCGGCAGGGAGAGAUCUGGAAGGUUCCAACGGGUCUCCAGGGAACUUGUCUUUUCUACCUGGAUAGCUCCGGUGCUCUGAGGUAAUGAUUAUGUUCUUAGGAGCGUGCACAGAGGUGACAUUUAUUGAGAAAGUCUUACCCAUUUCGAUUAUGUGACAGGUUACAACUGAUUGUUUACAUUGGGGAAUGUAUCUCAGAUUUUAAAAAUAAAGAGUCCAGGAGAGACUUUAAAAAUUAAUGAAGAGGGAGUCGGUUAAGCGCAGGUGGCGCAAAGCGCAAGGACCGGCGUAAGGAUCCCGGUUCAAGCCCCCGGCUCCCCACCUGCAGGGGAGUCGCUUCACAGGCGGUGAAGCAGGUCUGCAGGUGUCUGUCUUUCUCUCCCCCUCUCUGUCUUCCCCUCCUCUCUCCAUUUCUCUCUGUCCUAUCCAACAACUAUGACAUCAAUAACAAUAAUAACUACAACAAAAAAACAACAAGGGCAACAAAAGGGAAUGAAUGAAUAAAUAAAUACAUAAAUAUUUUUUAAAAUACUCUCACUUAAAAAAUUAAUGAAGGAGGAGGCUGCAGCAGCGGCUUCUACUUGCUUCAGGCAAGUCUGUGGAUGAUGUGAACGCUACAGCCCUGGCUGUCCAGUGUGGAAGCUUUUUUUUUUUUUUAACCAUUACAUCUCUAGCCUGCCCUGCAAGGGCAGUGCCCCAGCAAGCAACAUGUAUCAAAGAUGAAUCUGUUUGUAUAUAUCCUUCUCAAAUAUAUUCUAUAAUGAAAUGAA